AUGCGCUCUAGCAACAAGAGCUAUGUCAACAUCAACGACGCGGGCAGCGAGAGGAGAGAGGGCACGCCGUGGUACUGGCGCCUCAUAGCCCUGGCGGCGUCAUGGAUGAUAUUGGGAGGCUACCUCAUCCUGCCCGGCCUCUACGCCAACGAUCCCAAGCUCAGGUUCAGCGAAGCAGUUCUGUCUGUCUUUGUUGUCGCACUCCUCACUGCCGGCUAUUCAUUCACGGCGCUGCUCUGCUUCGCCUGUCGCAAUGAGCGCUUCCAAGCUGAAGCUGUCUUUCUCCCCGCACUCGCCUCCUCCGCCCUCGGCCUCAUUUCUAUAGCCUACAACUUCCUCUCCUCCCACAACUAUCACUGGGGCAAUGCCGCCAUUAGCGGCACUGUAACCAGCGCCGCCGGCACCCUCCUCUACACCUCUCUCCUUCUCUGGACAUACCGCCGAAUAGUAAAGUCCAGACGCCAGACAGACACGCGCGCAAACCUCUGGUCCGAGCAAUCCUACUACAGCAACUUCAUCCCCAACAUGUAUCCCACCGCCAUGCGCUCGCCCUCUAACCCGCCACCCGCCGCCGUGUACACAGAAGACGAUCGUGUUAACCAGCAAAUGGCGCUGCUCCUCGCAAAAGGCGACCCGCGACCCAGUCCCGAUGCCAACAGCACCUUCAGAAUAGACCUGCCAGAAGACCGGGAACAGCAAGAAAGACAUCUGCGCAGUCAGGAGUUGGUCGGUACGCCUGCACAAACACAUGUCGACUGGAACCGCGAUCGAUCCGACAGUAGACCCGACAGUCUGAGUGAACACCAGGCAUGGCAGCAAUGGCAGGGCCGCGGAAGAAGUACAAAUCGGCCGUCGAGUGCGGAUGGAAGACACAGUAACCACUCGAGAAAUGUCAGCCGCGAGGAGCGGAGGAGAGAGAUCGAGCUUGGUCAACUGCAGCGCGCAUGA
Messenger RNA from Alternaria burnsii, 948 nucleotides. RefSeq lists its product as uncharacterized. The coding region runs from base 1 to 948 and encodes 315 amino acids. The transcript is spliced from 3 exons. Lineage: Eukaryota; Fungi; Ascomycota; Dothideomycetes; Pleosporales; Pleosporaceae. The record is from RefSeq and is a predicted model, not a curated record.